Molecule: messenger RNA, 7724 nt
Organism: Humulus lupulus (European hop)
Lineage: Eukaryota; Viridiplantae; Streptophyta; Magnoliopsida; Rosales; Cannabaceae
Exons: 2
Coding region: 1660-2796 (378 amino acids)
Source: RefSeq, a predicted model, not a curated record
AAGUUGCUGAGUUAAUGUAGGAUUCUAUGAUUUGUAAGUGUUGUAACUCACUUAGCUUAGUUGUUGCAAAGCAGGAAAAACCCAGGAAUGCAGCCGCAUUGGAUUUCGGAGCAUUUUCUAAAGGCUUGAGAGAAUGACGUGGAAUUGACUUAAGUGAGGCUUAGUCAUUAGCUGAGGUUCAAACAAUUUAUGAACAAGGGUCAAGACCCUGAACUACUUCCUCUUGAUUAAGAAAUUGAAUGCACAUUCAUACAAAGAAGAAGAUAACAAAGAGCCCAAGGGGAAGUAGUAGAAAUGGAUGCCGAGCAAGAGGCUCAAGAGGGAGUCGCUCAAGGGGCACCAACCCUUGGGGGAGCAACUAUUAAUAAUGGGCAGAAUGUUGUUACUAUAGUUGAUGAUCGAGAUCGUGCCAUUAGGAAAUACACUCUCCCAUUCUUCCGUGAGCUCAACCUGGGCAUCACGAGACCAGAGAUUCAGGUUACACCGUUUGAGUUGAAGCCAGUUAUGUUCCAGAUGCUUCAAACUGUGGGCCAAUUUAAUGGGAUGCCAACUAAAGAUCCUCACCUUGAUCUUCGCUUAUUCAUGGAGGUGAGUGACUCUUUCAAGCUGCCCGGAGUUACGGAGGAUGCCCUGAGACUAAAAUUGUUUCCAUACUCCUUGAGAGACAGAGCAAGAGCUUGAUUGAACUCUUUAUCGUCAGAUUCAGUGACCACUUGGCAAGAGUUGACUGAGCGAUUCUUGAUGAAGUACUUUCCUCCCACUAAGAAUGCCAAGCUUUGCAAUGAGAUUACUUCAUUUCAGCAACUUGAUGAAGAAUCUUUAUAUGAGGCAUGGGAGCGGUUCAAUGAGUUGUUGAGAAAGUGUCCCCACCAUGGCAUUCCUCAUUGCAUCCAGAUGGAAACUUUCUAUAAUGUUCUUAAUGCUCACACUAGCAUGGUGGUGGAUGCUUCGACGAAUGAGGCUUUUCUAGCUAAGUCCUAUAAUGAGGCAUAUGAAAUUCUUGAGAGGAUCUCUAACAACAACUAUCAGUGGCCUACUAAUAGAGCACAUACAGAGGGAAAAGUGGCUGGGAUUCAUGAGGUUAAUGCACUCACUUCAUUGGCGGCCUAAGUUUCUUCUAUGUCGAAUAUUCUUAAGAACAUGAGUGUGGGUAUGAGUCUACAAAUGGGUCAACCAAGAAGAAAACUUGUAGAAGUUUGUUGUGUGUAUUACGGUGAUGGUCACACUUUUGAUAAUUGCCCUUCUAAUCCCGCGUCAGUUUGUUUCAUGGGAAAUCAAAAUAAGAGUAACCCACAAGCCAAUUCUUUCAACCAAGGAUGGGGGCAACACCAAAAUUUAUCAUGGAAUGGUUAAGGAGUUGGUCCUAGCUUAUAUGCUGAAUAGAUCCACCUACCCAUUGGGAUAUGCUCAACAAGUCUCACGACCAAGACCUCAACAAGCGACCAUACCUAGUUCUUUAGAGAGUUUAAUGAAAGAAUAUAUGGCUAAGAUUGAUGAUGUGUUUCAAAGCCAUAUUGUUUCUUUAAGAAACCUUGAGAUUCAAGUGGGGAAAUCAGCCAAUGAUUGCGGAGUUGACCCCAAGGUUCUUUACCAAGUGACACAGAAAAUCCAAGGUGGGAAGGUAGAGAACAGUGCAAGGCAAUCACUUUAAGGAACGGUAUGGACUUGGAGACAGCAAAUGAAAAUUUUGGGCAUGAGGGUGAGCCCUCUUCAAUCCAAAGUAACGAGAAAGCAAGAGAAAAUGUAGGAAUUUCAAGCUUGCCAAAACAUGCCUCUGCUCAGAAUGCUAUAGCAUCAAUAUCACAGCAAAGCUGCCUAGAAAUUAAAAAAUAUCAGCAACAACUACCAUUCCCACAUCAAUUUAAAAAACAGAAGCAAGAUGAUCAAUUCAAGAGACUUUUAGAUGUUUUGAAGAAGCUGCACAUUAGUAUUCCGCUUGUGGAGGCCUUAGAGAAAAUGCCCACUUAUGUGAAAUUUUUGAAGGAGUUCUUGACUAAGAAGAGAAGACUUGGGGAGUUUGAGACAGUUUCUUUGACUGAGAGUUGUAGUGCCAUUUUGACAAACAAGAUAUUUCCAAAGUUAAAAGAUCCAGGCAGCUUCACAAUUCCAAUUUCUAUUGGAGGCCAUGAUGUUGGAAGAGCUCUUUGUGACUUAGGGGCAAGCAUCAACUUGAUGCCUAUGUCUAUCUUCAAGAAGUUGGGUGGGGAAGCAAGACCUACCACGUUGACCUUGCAACUAGCAGACCGGUCCCUUACCCAUCCCGAAGGAAAAAUUGAAGAUGUUUUGGUGAAGGUAUACAAGUUCAUUUUUCUGGUGGACUUCAUUAUUCUAGGUUAUGACGAGGAUAGAGAGGUGCCAAUCAGUUUGGGGAGACCGUUCCUUGCCACAGGGAGAACUUUAAUUGAUGUUGAAAGGGGAGAGCUCACUAUGCGAGCUCAAGAUGAGCAAGUAACUUUCAAGGUGCUUAAUCCUAUACGUUCUCCGGAUGAGUUAGGGGAGUGUCUAGCCAUUGGUAUCAUAAAUUCUAGCAUGGAUGAAAAGUCACAAUUACAACGUAGCAAGAAAGCAAGGGAAAGACAAUGUCACACCCACAAAGACCCAAUGGAAAGAAAAGAAAGAGAAAUAAGCAUGAGAGAGAUAUUCAUCCCCAAAUUAUUCAAGUUGGGCAAUGGGUAUUUUUCUCUAAUUCGAAAGCCCAUUGCUAUCAAUAAAGGGAGAGUAUUCAGAUUGGGUUUCCAAUCAAAAGGCUUCUCAUGCAAUUUCCAGUUACAAAAAAAAAAAAAAGAUUUUUAUUGAUGCUUUUAAGUGUCGGUAAAUGCACAAAAAAACAUCUGCAAUAGUCUUGCUGAUGUAAAACUAAGUGAAAAGGAAUGAAAGAAAGGUCUUGGUCACUGGAUGACCAAAGAGACCAAAUGCCUUUAAUUAUAGAAGAAAGAGUUACAAGAAACAAAUAAUAGAAUACAACUGAAAGUAGUUAAAGAAUAACAACCCGAGCAACUAACUAACUAAUCAACUAUUCUAACAUCCCCCUCAAACUGACAGGCUUGGAAAGAAUAGUCAGUUUGGUACACAAAAUUGAGAACCGAAUUGCUAGGAGAUGCUUAGUGAGGAUAUCUGUAACUUGAUCUUCAUAGGAUACAUAUUGCACUGAGAGCUCUUUGGGAUGAACCAAGUCCUUUAUGAAAUGAAAAUCUAUUUCAAUUUGCUUGGUACGAGCAUGAAGGAUUGGAUUUGCAGCCAAGUGAGUUACUGAGAUUUUGUUACACCAAAUGAUUGGGGGUAAAGGAAGAACCAACUUCAACUCAGAGAAAAGUUGUCGAUACCAAAAUAGUUCAGCAACUGUAUUGGCAAGAGAUCUAUACUCAUAUCCGAUGCUACUUUUAGAGACAACCCGUUGUUUUGCUGAGGACCAAGACACUAGGCUAUCACCAAGAUAAACAAAAUAACCUCCAAUGUUGCGUCUAUCAUCUAGGUUGGAUGCCCAAUCUGCAUCGAUGAAGGCAGAAAAAGGAAGAGAGGAAGAUGCAGUGAGUGUGAUGCCAUGUGUUGGAGGGCCUUUUAGGUAUCGAAUGAUGCGUUUCACAGCGAGCCAAUCGGUAGAGGUAGGCUGAUGCAUAAAUUGACAAGCCUUGUUGAUUGCAAAGGCAAUAUCAGGUCUUGUCAUGGUGGCAUAUUGAAGAGAGCCAACUACACGACGAUAUUCUGUAGGAUCAUCAAGAAGUGAGCCAUCAAACUAUGAUAGAGGCUUUGCAACAACACUAGGUGUAGGAGCUGACUUCGAAGAAACCAUAUCUGUCAUGGAAAGUAUAUCUUGGAUAUAUUUUUGCUGACAUAGAUCAAUAUGACUAGAAGAUUAAGUAACCUCAAUGCCAAGGAAAUAAUGUAGCUGUCCAAAGUCACGAAGGGUAAACAUAUUAUUGAGUGUCUUGAUAAAAGCUUCGAUUUUUCCUCUGUGAUUGGCUGUAACUAUCAAAUCGUCAACAUAUACUAGGACAUAUAUCAUAAGAGUAUCAACAUGAAGAGAAAAUAACGAAUUGUCAGCCUUAGAACAAGUGAACCCCCAUUGAAAAAAGACUUUACUUAGCUUUGAAAACCAAGCCUAUGGGGCUUGCUUGAGGCCAUAAAGUGCUUUCUUAAGUUUGCACACAUAUGGGGGGUUGUUGGAGUCUAAGAAGCAUGAAAGUUGGUUCAUAUACACAUGUUCUUCAAGGUCACCAUUUAGAAACGCAUUAUGCACAUCAAUUUGCCUAAGAAUCCAACCUCUUAACAGUGCUAUGGUGAGAACCACUCAGAUUGUACCUGUUUUUUACAACAUGGGAGAAAGUGUCAAAGUAGUCUACCCCUUGAGUUUGAGUGAAGUAAUGCGCAACAAGUCUUGCUUUGUGCCUAUCAAUUAUGCCAUCUAGUUUGUACUUGAGCUAAACAUCCAUUUACAAUCUAUGACAUUAUGACCAAGCGGUGGUGGUACAAGAGUCCAUAUGCAAUUGCGCCGAAGAGCGCUUAACUCAGAUUCCAUAGCAAGUUUCCAAUGCGAAAUAGUUAGGGCCUGCCUGUAUGAUUUUGGAGGAAAAUUGAUGUCAUUGUGUUGGUGAGCAACAUAGGCCUUUGGGGCUUGUGAAUGCCACACUUCGCCCUAGUCAUCAUUGGAUGAGUGUUGCCACGAGAAAGAACUUACAUAGGUAGCUGAUCAAUAACAUUAGUAUGCUCAACAUUAGAGGGAGAAGGGACCGAGUGGAGUGGGGAAAUGAUAUGAAAUAGAGGGUGAGGGAGAAGUAGAAGGAGAUGAUGAGAAAGAAGAUGAUAAGGGUGAGGGAAGAGGAGCGGGAGAAGAUGAAUUGGGAGAAUGUGAGGAUGAAGUAGACCGGGAGGAAGUGAUAGGAGGAGAAUGGGGUGCUGAUGGAUCAACUGAGAAGGGAAGUAUAGCUGGAGUUAUUGGAGUUGGAGUGUAAGAUUGUGAUGUUAUAGAAUUAUGAGAGAUAUUGGAGAAUGUGAGAAAAGAAUUUUCAUCAAAAAUGACAUGCCUUGAAAUAUAGAUCCUAUGAGUGAUUCGUUCUAAGCAUAAAUAACCCUUAUGAUUUGUGCUAUAACCAAGAUAUAUACAGGAGACAGAUCUAUAUUAUAGCUUAUUGGCAUUAUAAGGACAAAGACAAGGGAAACAUAGGAAACCAAAUGUACUAAGUAAUGAGUAAUCUAGUGUUUUGUUAUAAAGACACUGAAAUGGAGAUUUAAGUCGUAAUACCUUUGUGGGAAGUCUAUUGAUUGUAUAGAAAAUAGCUUGAAAAGCAUAAAGCCAAUAUUGUAAUGGAAUAGAAGCAUGAGCAAGGAGGGCUAAGCCUAUUUCGACAAUAUGGCGGGGUUUACGUUCCACAUGCCCAUUUUGGGUAGAGGUAUAGGGACAAGAAAAUCUGUGAGAUAUACCACAUGAGUUGAGGAAGGGAAGACAUGAUUUGAACUCACCACCAUUAUUAGACUGAAUCUCAUUUAUAGUGGUGUCAAAUUUGUUUUCAGUGAGAAAUUUGAAUUUUUUGAAAGUAUUGAGAGCUUGAUCUUUUGCAUGAAGAGGAUAAAGCCAACAAAAUCUAGAAAAGUCAUCUAAGAACAAGAUAAAGUAACGUGACCCAUCUGUGGCAUGAGUUGGUGAAGGACCCCAAAGGUAUGUACGAAUGAGCUACAAGGGUCAUGUAGCAUGAGUAUCAGAUAGAGAAAAGGGAGCCUAUGGCUUUUUGCACAUUGACAAGAUGGACAACCAAUAUAUUUAUUCUUAUUAUAUGAAAGUGAAAAAUUACAUUGCUUGAGGACAUUAUUGACUAUGUCUGAGUAUACAUGACCCAACAUGCCAAAUAGCUGUAGGUGGAUGAGUUACAGUAUGAAAUUGAACAUGAAAAGCAAAACAUGAAAAUGGUUGAAGGACAGUCGUGUGAAAGGCUUGCUUGGAGGCAGGAGAAUUGGUUGAAGCUUUGAGAGAAUUGGCUACUUGAAGGGUGUAGAGACUCUGAUCAAGGGUACCUUGAUGUAACAUCUUCUUCGAUUGGAGGUCCUUAAUGUGGUAGAUAUUGGAAUAGAAUUCAAUGGACACAUUGUUUUCAAGACAAAAUUUGGAAGCAGAGAGAAAGUUAGUAGACAAUUAAGGAACAUGAUAAACAUUGUGUAAAUGAAAAGUAUGGGAAGAAGUUGGUAAAGAGGAACGACCAAACGAGAGAUAUGAAGAGUAUUACCAUUUCCAACUAUGACAGAGUUAGAUCCAUUGUAGAAUGAGUGGUAAUCAAGAUUGCUAGAAUUGGGAGUAAGAUGGUAAGAAGCACCGAAGUCGAUCAACCAAGAAUCAUCAACUACCGUAGUAGAGUUAGCAAUCAUAUAAGAAAUAAGUGAUGAUGAUGUCGGGGUCGAAGCAUUCGAAGCAGGAAGAUUGGGGUCAAAGCACCUAUAACAAUUGUAUGCAUUGUGACCUGGCCGAAGGCAUAGCUGGCAAGUAAUUCUUGAACUAGAGUUUGUGUUCCUGCCAGAAAUAGAACAACAAGAAGCAUGGUUGUUGGCACCAUUAAUGGAGUAAUUUCCUUGAGUAGGAGGUGGGCGAUUCUAGUUGCGAUGUGGAGGUUGAUGAUAAACAACAUUUGCACCAAUCAGAUCCGUUUUGUUGAUGGAAUUCUGUUGCUCAAGGCAAGACUCAUGAGCAAGGAGUAGAAUUGUGACAUGUUUGAAGGUGAUACCUUUGGAUUUCGAAGUGACUGAGACUACAAAGGAGUUGUAAUUGGCACUAAGGCCAGCAAGAAGAUAUAGUACUUGAUCUCGAUCGGAGACUCGUUCUGAAACCAUAGCAAGUUGGUUUGUGAGACUCUUGACCUUGAGAAUGUAAUCCAUCAUUGCAAGUACCCCUUUCUUGAUCGUUUGCAGUUGUAGACGAAGUUUCAUAAUCGAGCGUUGGAGGUGGAUGAAUAGAUCUAUUGGAGGGCAGUCCAGGUAGCAACACUUGUUGUAUGACCCACAAUUUGACAUUAUCUGUGGGGUAAGGGAGGAGUAGAUCCAACUGAGAAUUAGUCAAUCUUUCCGACUCCAAUUAGUGAAGUCGGGAUUGAGAGUAGUGGAUUCUCUGAUCUGUUGAGGAGGGGCAAUGUUGGUUCCAUCAAGAAAGUCUUCGAUGCCAUUGGCCACUAUGACAUUUUCCAUUUGGGCUCGCUAUAAGAGGAAGUUGGAGCGAUCAAGUUUGACUAGAAGUGUGUGAUUCAAGGCUUGGGAGAGAGCCAUGAAUUGUUGUUGUUGAACUGUAAGAGCAGAAAAAGAAGAAGAUGGAGUUGGGGAUGGCAGGGUUGUGGACUGAGCAGGUGGAGCAGAAUCUUGAGAGGUGGUGGUGUUGUCUGCCAUUAGAGUAGCUCAGAGAAAGGAAGCAAGAAUGGAAACAAGAUAGGAUCUUGGGGCUUCUAAUACCAUGUAAAGCUAAGUGAAAAGAAAUGGAAAAAAGGUCUUGGUCACUGAAUGACCUAAUAGACCAGAUGACUUUAUUUAUAGAAGAAAAAGUUACAAGAAACAAAUAACAGAAUACCACUAAAAGUAGUUAAAGAAUAACAACUCAAGCAACUAACUAACUAAUCAGCUAUUCUAACAACCGACACCAAAAAGCAUCGGCAAUAGUUUUGCCAACGCCAAAAAGCGUUAGUCACAACAUCAAUAUUUUUUUUUUGGGAAAAAUACUUACUGACGUUGCCAACGCUUUAAAGCGUCAGUUUUUC